This is a messenger RNA of Phytophthora sojae, 723 nucleotides long. RefSeq lists its product as hypothetical. Lineage: Eukaryota; Oomycota; Peronosporomycetes; Peronosporales; Peronosporaceae. Bases 1 to 723 code for a protein of 240 amino acids. The record is from RefSeq and is a predicted model, not a curated record. The transcript has 2 exons.
AUGGCUCACAAGUCCAAGCAGCGUUUGCGUCUUCAACUCGCCGUCUUGCUGGCAGCUUUUGCUUUGCUGGCACUUAUUGGCAGUGUUUCGGCGGUGUCCUCGAAGACGUGGGUCGACCGCUCUCUACGAUCGGACAGGAGUCUGAGGAGAAAAGGAGCCAACAACCUCCUCGAAGUGAGGACAACCGGAUUGAUAACCCAAAUCACAAACGCCGUAAAACAAUCAAGUGCUGACAAGCUCUUCACCAAGUACAAAGUGAACCAACUCGAGUCGAACCUGCUCGCCAAUGCUGAAUUCCAAACAUGGGCCAGAGCGGUGAUCAAUGCCAACAAGAAGAACCCCCAGCUUGCGGACCAGUUCAUCGCAUCAACGUUGUCAUCUCGCAUCGGAGAUGGAGCUCUGGCCAAGAUGCUAGCGGCGGCGAAGAAAGAUAAAACCUUUGAAAUCACUGCGAGCGGCUUGGAGGCAGCUCAGCGCAUGAACCGGCUGGAAAAGGACAGACUGGUGCGCGAGGUGUUCACACUGCUCAAGCUUGACCAGGAAGAAAUCGUCAGCCCGGUAUUUGAUACUUGGUUCAGCUACGCAAUGCUGAAUGCGGACCCGGGUGAGAAGGUGCUUGGCACGCUGCUGAGGCACUAUAACUUCGAGAUUCCUGUGAGUUUGCUUGCGGCCGGACGAUCUGCUUGGAAGCCCCAAGUUCGGUCUUUGGGUGGCUUACCUUGA